Molecule: messenger RNA, 540 nt
Organism: Zychaea mexicana
Lineage: Eukaryota; Fungi; Mucoromycota; Mucoromycetes; Mucorales; Lichtheimiaceae
Exons: 4
Coding region: 1-540 (179 amino acids)
Source: RefSeq, a predicted model, not a curated record
AUGGUUGGUAGCAUGGUAAAAUUGCCUGAGGACGAGGAUACUCCCGAGAAACGAGUUCAAAAGAUCUUUGACUUGAUGGAUUUGGCAAAUAUUAUCAGACAGUAUAACGAUGGAGAGUUGACAACGACAACUGCUCAACUGGCUGCGAUCUGUGCUCGCAUGAACGAGGAGCACCAGAAAAAGCUUGAAGAGAAGGUCAAGCGCAUAAACCAUAUGAUGGAGCAACCGGCUCCUAUGGAUCUAGAUGUUCGUCAGCAGCUUGGGAGAGCUUUCAGACGCGAGAUCAUGUCGGUUAACCACCGUGCUAGCGUGGCCAUAGGAUGGAAUGUCGGCACGCUCAUGUCUCCCCAGUUUGAGACCGAUUGGAUGCUUACUACACCUAUAGUCUCAUAUAGCCCUCGUUUGACCAGAAAGCCUACCAAAAAGAAAAGCACGGUUAAGGACCUCAUGGUUGAACUCUGUAACAACGAAGUCGACAAAGUUUCCGUGGAAAGGUUUCAAGAGGGUGUCAGACGGUGGCAUAAUUCGCUACAGAAAUGA